Molecule: messenger RNA, 7879 nt
Organism: Paramisgurnus dabryanus
Lineage: Eukaryota; Metazoa; Chordata; Actinopteri; Cypriniformes; Cobitidae
Gene: xkr6a
Product: XK, Kell blood group complex subunit-related family, member 6a
Biological process (GO): apoptotic process involved in development; engulfment of apoptotic cell; phosphatidylserine exposure on apoptotic cell surface
Cellular component (GO): plasma membrane
Source: RefSeq, a predicted model, not a curated record
AGAGCAAGAUGGCAGCGAAAUCCGAUGGCUUGGGGGUCGUUACCGGGUUCGCCCAGCUGCACAACCUGGACGAAGCGACCGGGACCGGCGACGAGGACGCGCUGGACAGCGCGGCCAUACACAUCUGCCACUGCUGCAACACGUCGUCGUGUUACUGGGGCUGCCGGAGCGCGUGCCUGCAGUCACUGCUCGGGAAGAGUGAUGCUGGAGGAAGCAGGCGGCUGCAGCAUCAGCACCAGCCGAUCGAGCGUCUGUGGCUGGACUGUCUGUGGAUCAUUCUGGCGCUGCUCGUCUUCUUCUGGGAUGUCGGAACGGACUUGUGGCUGGCCAUCGACUACUAUUCCAAGCGGGACUAUCUGUGGUUCGGACUGACUCUGUUCUUCGUGCUGGUGCCGUCGGUUCUGGUCCAGAUCUUGAGUUUCAGGUGGUUUGUUCAGGAUUACUCCGGCGGUGGGAUGGAUGCUGUGGAGGGUCUCAGCAGGAAAGCCUCGGCGAAUUUAAGUUCGCGCAUCUACAGCAGGGACAGAUGCUGCAUCAUAUCUAUUUGGGUAUGGCACGCUUGCGUGCACGUACUUCAGAUGGGGCAAGUGUGGAGGUACAUCCGCACAAUGUAUCUAGGUAUCCAGAGCCGACGACAGAAGGAGCACAGACGUCGUUUUUACUGGGCAAUGAUGUAUGAAUACGCAGACGUCAACAUGCUCCGCCUGCUGGAGACGUUUUUGGAGAGCGCUCCCCAACUGGUGCUACAACUUUGCAUUAUGAUCCAGAAGAACCGGGCAGAGACGCUACAAUGCGUCUCCUCGGUCGCCUCGCUGCUAUCCUUGGCCUGGGUGCUCGCCUCGUACCACAAGCUCUUGCGAGACUCCCGAGACGACAAGAAGAGCAUGAGCUACAGAGGUGCUCUGAUCCACAUCUUCUGGAGGCUUUUCACCAUCUCCUCGCGGGUGCUCUCCUUCGCCCUCUUCGCUUCCAUAUUUCACAUCUACUUUGGCAUCUUCGUGGUCAUCCACUGGUGCGCCAUGGCCUUUUGGAUCGUCCACGGAGGCACAGAUUUCUGCAUGUCCAAAUGGGAAGAGGUGCUCUUUAACAUGGUGGUGGGCAUCGUCUACAUCUUCUGCUGGUUCAACGUGAAGGAGGGACGAACCAGGUACCGCAUGGCGAUCUACUACUUUGUGGUGCUCGUCGAAAACACGGUGCUUACUUGCCUGUGGUACGCGUACAGAGACCCGGUCACCACUGACUCCUAUGCAGUGCCCGUGCUCUGUGGAGUGUAUCUAACCUUUGCCUCAGGGGUGGUGUUCAUGGGCCUCUACUACGGGGUUCUUCAUCCGAUGGGACCCAAAAUAAGGCUGCUAGCUAGUUCCUGCUGCGCCGAGCUUCUUUGGGGACUCCCUUUACCCCCGGAGGCUGAGCCCAUAGCACCCACUCCCGCUCCCCGGGUGUCCCAACCCACUCCGACGCGGGCUUCCACGGGGGCCUUCGUCCAGUCGGACGACACGGCGGACACCUGUCUGCCCGUGUUUCAGGUCCGCUCGCCCGAGCCCACCACACCCUUGGGUCGGUACAGGCCAGAAGGGCCGCUCAUCAAGAUCGACAUGCCCAGGAAACGAUACCCGGCCUGGGAUGCCCACUUUGUGGACAGGCGCUUGAGAAGGACGAUAAACAUCCUCCAGUUUUUCACCCCCACGGCCGUAGGGAUCAGAUACAGGGACGGGCCGCUGCUGUACGAGCUGUUGCAAUACGAGUCGUCCCUGUGACGGCUGGGGCUCUUCUCACCUCUCGUCCAUUUCUGACGUCUACGUGUCGUAUUCAAAUCAUUCGUUUCAGCCGUUCAGAAGAAUUCACGUUUCUCCAAAUGCAUGUCGUUUUGGUUUCUGUAUAUCACAAGAACAGUUAUCAUCCAGCAUUAAGCAAGUGUAUAUAUUUUCUAUGUACAUACUGUUUUUUUACAGUAUCUAUUUAGAAACAUGUCUGGGGGAUUGUACGUGUCCUGGUGUUUACAGCAAGCUAAACCAUUACAUUGAAAAAAUGGAGAUAGAUUGAGCACAUCAACACAACCUUGUGUCUUUGAUAGUGAAGUUAGUUCUUAUUAAUCUCUACUGCCUGAUUAUAUUUCAGAUCUUUAUUUCACAUCCACUCUCCGGUUGAGUUUUAUAUUAAAGCACCUAACGUAACGCAGCUGCAGCGCUCUCAAGAUUAGGCUUAAGGGCGAAAUUUGCAACCGGAUGCAAUGCAGCAACAUCAACCAGUUACUAGCAACCAAUGAUACAACAGCUCGGCGGCCUCCAGGAUUUAAUCGCUGUCGUUGUUAACGUCACAAACCUCUGCAGGCAAGCACCUGUGGCAUUCAUUGUCUGCCUUAAAAUCAGAAUUUAGCUUUGGAAAAGUCUUGAAUUUACCUCCUUGUAUAGCACAGUUUUUAUCAAACCCAUGAAACUCUUUGCACAGUAUGUACAGUUAAAAUGAAUCUGCAGUGAGAUGAAUGUUGAGUCUGUAGUUUAGUGUGGAAUAUAAAAGGAUUAUUUAAAAGCACAACAACUUUGUAAACUGAAUAACCUUGAGGUGAUCUUGAGUGUCUGAAUGUUCUUAUAAGGCUGUGUUCACACUGCAAGCUAAAGUGCCCACUUCUGAUCAUCUCAAAUCUUGGUUCGUUGAAAAAAUGUUUUACGUCUUUUUUUAAAUACUCUCUUUAUUUUUUUAUUUUAUUUAUAUAGCAAGUUAUUAAUAAUCAAUAUUACUGUGUCAUUUCUCAGCUCAAUCUGUUUAAUUUAUUUCCAUAUGAAUAAGAAAGUAUUAUGGUCAUUUUAUUUUUAGUUUAUGUUUGAAGCUUUAAAUAUUCAUAAUUGUGCUGUGCAAAAAUAAAUUUUUGUCAAGUUGGGUAAAAACAACUCAGCAUAGGGUUAUUCAUAACCCAACAGUUGUACAUUUUCCAUGGGGUUAAAACUGGAGAUGCACCGAUAUAAAAUUUGUCCAUUGAUAUCGAUAGCCAAUUAUUCAGAUUGAUAUCUGCCGAUACCGAUUACAUUUUCUGAAUGUUAUUCAUUCAUAUCAAGUGUUGGGGAAAGUUACUUUUAAAAGUAAUGCAUUACAAUAUUAAGUUACUCCCCAAAAAAGUAACUAAUUGGGUUAGUUACUUUUCAUGGAAAGUAAUACUUGCGUUACUUUUGCAUUACUUUUGCAUUACUUUUUCUUACUUGGCUGAGGUUUGAUCUCUUUCAGGCCUUGAAGAUGUGUUUUAUGACUGAGAAGUUCUGCAUUCAGAAAUUGCAUAUUUGCUCUGCCAUCUCUCUUUUUGACUUAAACUGUUCCCGUUUAGGCGCUCCUGCAUAGAGUACCGUGCUUAUACGUGACUAUGUUCAAUUUAGUAAAAAAAUUUUUUUUAUCAAAUUAAUUAAACUGAAAGAAAAAAAAUGAAAUAUUAAUGUGUACAUUUAUAAUGUAAAGCGUUAUUUUACUCGUCACUUCAGAAAAGAAAUAUUAUUAUGUAAUGCACGUUACUUGUAAUGCAUUACCCCCAACACUGAUUCAUCUAAUGACCAUUAAUAUUAUUAACCAUUAAACUAGUGAUGUUUCUUUACAUUUUCUAUAGAAAGAGCUCAAAUUCAUUGCAUUUUCCUGUGCUUGUUUGUUUGACAGAAUAUAUUUGCCAUGACUACCCAUGAAAAUUGCUUUUAUCGCCCGAUACCGAUUAUUGUCCGAAAUAUCUGUGCAUCUCUAGUUCAAACACUUUUCGCACAGCUAAUGCAAUGUUUUACCAAUUGAGCUAUGAACACAAAUAAUAUAAUCAGAUCUGGGCCACAUUCAGCUGCUGUGUGAACUUUGCCCCUUCAGAAAUAAGCACAGAGGAACCCUCCACAAGGUGACGUUAUAUGUUCGCUCUUCUCCAUUUUUCCAACGUUUUUCGAGCAUUUAAACCGUAUAGUGUUACCGACACAACUCUCAUCUGUUUGUCUCUGCAUCUUCAUGAAAUAUUCCAAGUAAUAAACUCGAAAUAAGGCCGAGGUUCUGCAUUGAACUCCGGCGUACGUAUUUUUCUUAUGUGAAAUGACAAUUUCCGAUUUUUUUAUUUUAAUCUAAGGUGCGGCGAGAUGCUAAGCUUGUCUAAGAUGUUAAAAGUGAAUUUUCCACAAGAAAUCGUGUCAGAAUCUCACCACAGGAUGAUUUCGCAGUCGUCUCAAGAGGAUGCCGGAUGCCUCAACACACAGGGCUCAAAUAAACAACAAAGCCAAAUGACGUCAUCCUAUACUGUAACCUCCUCUCUCUGCUAUUGGUGCAGCCAGCUGCCUGUCAAGGCCAUCUUCUUUGCUAAUUGGUGCUUAUAGAAAAAACAUUUUUUUGUUAUGAAUUAUUAUUAUACAUGCUAUUUAUUUGUUUUGGUGCUACAUUUAUACAUUUUUUUUAUUAAGUUGAUCUGAUUUAGAUUGAACCGAUUUUUUUUUUCAUUUUAAAUUUAUCGGUGCAUGCCAUGUAAAGCAUUUGUCAUAUUUGCCUUAAUAAUAAUGUUUUGUAAAAAUGUCCUAAUAUUGUUCCAGUUUGGCCAAUGUCAUUAACAUCUCAGCUAAAAUCCUAAUGAGCGGCCACUUUUACAAUCAAUUAUUGAUAAAAUCGAGUUGCGUGUCGCUUUCAGUAAAUGGGUUGUUCAUAUUGACUUUUCCAACUCUCCAAGGUUUAAAUCUCACUGACCCAUUUAAUUCCUGUUUUAUGCAUAAAGUUUUAUUGAGCACAUACAAACGUACAGCAGCGUUGGCCUGAUCACAUGACCUUGAAUCCAUCGUGCCUGCAGUAAAUCUAACAGCCUGACUCCAUGCAGGUACAUCCAACAGGUGAAAAGAUUUGAGCCAAGUUGAAAAAAGCGCUAUAGAAAUUUGGACCGAAUUAAAAAUUUCCUCCGAUAUAUAUAUAUAUAUAUAUAUAUAUAUAUAUAUAUAUCUUUGUGCAAUAUCACAUAGUAAUUGGCAAACUUUUCAUAAAGUUAUUUGAUGGCCGGACCAGAAGAAACCAUUAGGUCCAACCUGAUCUCAGAGGCAUUCGUACAUAUUUUUACGUCGUGGCUAAUGUAUUCAUAUAAAGUGAAUUAUACAAAAAAUUAUUCGAAAUUAAGAAUUAUUCGAAAUCUAUUAAAAAUAAGAGAAAAAAAAUAAAGAAACCCAGCAAAUUUGGUCUUUCGAAUUAGCCACCUCAUAAAAUGUGUACGAAUUGCCGUGAGAUAUUGUUGGCCCUUCUCUCACAUAAACGUGGCUCAGGUGUGUUCUGGUGCAGAUUUUGUGUUUCUCUUAAUAAUCUUGAGUCAUCCUGAGAUCCUCCAGCUUUCACUGAAUAUACUUAAUGUAUGUAUGUGAUUUCUGUACAUGUUAUGAUUUUUUACAUCAACACAGCUUCUGGUCCAAUGUUGUUUGCUGGAGGAACCUGCAUUUGCUUAUAUUACGUUCAGCUUUGCCAAAAUGCCUUUAUUAUUUUGGUUGAUUUAUUUCUUUGUGUAAUUUUCCAUCGCUGUAUGACCUCACGCAUGAACCCUCUCUAAUGUCAGCCACUCAUUUUCUCCUCUGGGUGCUAAUACACUGUGAUUCAUUUUUCUACAACCGUAUUUUUCUGCUUUAGGUUAAAUACGAUCAGCCUGAUAGAUUCGCUGUCUUCACAAGCGUCCGAGGGCUGGAUUGUGAAAUAUAAGCCAACUCGAAAUCUUAUUUUUACUCCUGUGUAUUUUCUAAGGAUGAGUUUGGGGACAUUUUUAUUUAUUGCAUGCAUGGUUUUUUAACUCAGGCAUUUUAUUUAUCUCUGACUGUAAUAUUUAUCUGCUGUUGUCAGAAAAUUCAAGGGCUUCCUUGAUAUGGACAGAAAAUUUAACGUGUUUAUUUAACACAUGUACAUUCAUUAUAAUAAAUUUGAAUAUAUUAUAAUGAAUCAUUCGGUCACCACGAUAAACAAUCUGGGAUUUUCAUACCAGGUGAAAGUCAUGUUAAGACAUCAUAAGGAUCCUUGUGGUAUCCGCUAUGAUGUCAUCACCGUGAUGUUGUUUUAUGUGUAGAAACGAUCAUUUGCCAUCGUUUGAGUUUUUCACCCUGUUUAUUUCACCCAAUGGUGCCUUAAAACAUCGGUGCUUUUAACCGCCCAAGGCAACCAGUUCAGCAAACAACAAUGCCAGUAUAUUGAUGUUGUUUUCUUUAUAUUGUGCCAAUGCAGUAUGUGGACCUGUACAUACAGUAUAUAAACGCAUGCAUGACAGACAGGUGAAGUAAACAUUCCAGCGUUUGAUUGGCUGUGGUUUUAGGGGGCGUGACUGCAUUGGAUUUAAAGACAGUAUUGUUCAGGACUCAUAACUCACAGAUGGGGUGAAGCGAUGCCAGACAUCAGCCUUAUUGCAAUGGAAAUUUUAGUGUUGAAAGAGUUUAUGUAUUUGAUGUCCAGCACAUCUUCACCGUUACAAAUAAGAUCAAUAUCUCUAAGGUGCUAACACAGAACCAUAUUUUGUAUAGUGUGUGUGUGUGUGUUUUAAAUGUAUAGAUAUGUUCUUGUAAAGCCUUACCCUGUGCUGAUCGCUGUAUCAGACUGUUCAUCCAAAAAAAAAAUUACAGAACAGAAAUGACUUGUACAUAAUGUUCAAAAGAAAUUCAUUUUAUUUAUGAAAUAACAUUUCUGUUUUUGGAUAAAUAGGAGGGUACAGUGUUGCUAAUGUAUAUAAUGUUUCAUGCAAUUCUGUAAUGCUACGUUAGCAGUUAGCAUACAAGCCAAUGUAUGUUUGAUUUCCACAUUUUAACUCUUACUGGCACUGAACUAUUUGAAAAAUGAGAUGAUUUACCCAUCGACAACUACCGUAGAAAAUAAAUCUCUUUGUUUAUGUCGUGCAACAACAUUUUGUAUCUAUUUUAUGAGAAAAUAUGAGAACAGUACACAAAUGUAUUUUGGGUGUUAUAAUGUGUUAAUAGGUUCACCUUCAAACAGAAGUUUCAUGAAGAACAGGUUAAAUGUUCAAAUGGACAACAAAAGUAUUCAAUUACAAUUUCUUUAAUAGACUAUGCAAUCAAACACAAAAAUAUAUCUCAACCAUCUCUCAUGUUUUGAUUCAUAAACUUUCUGUUCUUGUUAAGUCAAGGCAGGAAUAAAUGUUACCACACCAUGUAAACCCAACACUGUCCUAAAAUCAUACUGCUACCCUAUUAUACUGUCUGUGGAGGUUUACACGUGUUGUAUGAGACGCUUUGAUGCAGGUUUUUAUUUGUUUGCUCAUUAAAUUUAUUUUGUUUUUGUUUAGUCUAAUUGACACAAACUAACUUUUAAUUUAAUUUACAAUGCAAAACAAAUCGUAAGCAAAUUCAUUAUAAGGUUUAGCAUUAAUAGAGAAAAAAUACCUCAUUUAUUACGACCAAUGGCUAUAGUUGCCAGUGGCAAACCAAAGUUGUUUCACUUUAAAAUAAGACAUGUUGCCCUUGAUGUAAAUGUCACGAUCAUCACACAUACAGGGACAAAACUUUAUUUUCUGUUGUAUAGGUCAAACACAAGAUCUAUACACUCACCUAAAGAAUUAUUAUUAACACCUGUUCAAUUUCUCAUUAAUGCAAUUAUCUAAUCAACCAAUCACAUGGCAGUUGCUUCAAUGCAUUUAGGGGUGUGGUCCUAGUCAAGACAAUCUCCUGAACUGAAUGUCAGAAUGGGAAAGAAAGGUGAUUUAAGCCAUUUUGAGCGUUGCAUGGUUGUUGGUGCCAUAUGGGCUGGUCUGAGUAUUUCACAAUCUGCUCAGUAAAUGGGAUUUCACGCACAACCAUUUCUAGGGUUUACGAAGAAUGGUGUGAAAAGGGAAAAACAUCCAGGAUGCGGCAGUCCUGUGGGUCUGUUGAUGCUAGAGGUCAGAGGAGAAUGGUCCGACUGAUGAUAGAAGAGCAAC